AUGCAUGCGUCGCGACGUCAAUGCAGGCGUUGUCAUAUCUCCAACUCGUUCUAACCAAAUAACCAGAAAAAAGACAAACAAUUGUAUUUAUAAAAGCGCAAACUUGAGCUUUUCCACUCCCAUGCUACAGCUGAUCUUGCAACAUGGCAACGAUCGGCAAAUACAUUUAAAAUGGUUUUAUUAGAACCAAUAAAUACGAACAUACAAAUCAUAGACAUAAAAGGCAGCUUGGUAACAGAAUGGAAUCAUUCCUCAGAGUGAACAGCGGAACAAACUUGCCCUCAUCUUCUUCAAAUUCGUUUAUGACUGACAAUGCUGACUCUACAUCCAUAUGUCCCUUGAUUACACCAUCACCACCUACAAAUGCCUUGGUGGAUCCCCUACCAGAGCCAACAGAAACUAAUUAUACCAUUAGUGAAGAAUUGGCCGAAAAGUUGCAAAAAGUCCAAGAUAAAAGCCCCGAUGCUGAAUCAAUCUCAUCUGCUUCAUCCUCAGCGGACCCAGCAGUCUGCUCUCAACUUCUAAAUCGAAGAAACAGUUACCUUCAUAUACCCGACGAUGAAGAAGCUGCAGCCCAGUGCGAAACAUCAAGCACCGCAGGCCCAAUCCAGCUAAGUUUCCAAAACGUUCCCCAAGACUACUUUUUCGUCUCAUGGAACUGGCCAUUGAUUCGAAAAAUCUCCUUAUACAUGUUCCUGUCAGGCUUGGCAGCUAUGGUAGCGCUUGUAAUAGCUAUGAUAGCUAGACUACCCAAAAGCUGCAAUCCUCCAACCGAAUGGUACCAGGGCAACUUACUCUACGAAAUCUUCCCAGCCAGUUUCUACAGUAGUACUCACGGAAUGGAAGGUGACUUAAAAGGAAUAGCCUUGAAAAGCGACUAUUUAAUGAACUUGGGAGUUAGAGGUGUAAGACUUAAUUCUAUAUUUAGAUCGCCACAUUAUCCGAAAGACUUUGAAAAAGCUUCUAGUUUAACUGAAAUCGAUCCUAUAUUAGGAACACUAGAAGAUUUUAAAAGUUUAGUCAAACAUUUGAAGUCCAGGAACAUUUCUUUGAUACUAGAUUUACCAGUCUCGUCCUUUAUUCAAAAGCACGUGGCCAAAAAGGCAAUAACUGCAAGUAACGAGGUUAAGAAUGCGACUAUGGAUCCGGAAAGUGACUAUCUCAAGUUAGAAGAUUUUGAUUUGGUGGAAGACGCCAUACAGUUUUGGGCAUUGCAUGGUGUUGAUGGAUUCUAUUUAAAAGGACUAGAACACCACGCAGAAGAUUAUAACACUGCUAGACUUAUAAGACGUUGGAAAAAAUUACUCGGAACCGAUAAAAUUUUAAUAAUAAGCGAGAAUAUCGUAGAUGCCACUCCAAAAGAAAACCUAAACAUAAUCCUAAACAACGUUGAUUUAAUUGACGUGAAACUAAAUAUAGAAAAAGGUGUUUCUUAUGUCACCAAACAAAUAGAUUCUAUACAAAACAGUUCUCUAUUUACCAAACCAGGGAUGCCGUGGGUGCAAUGGUCUUUAGGAAACGUAAACUCAAAUCGCCUUGCAAACGUUUUGAACUACGGCAAUGCUACUUUAGGAGCAACACUGCUCCAAAUGAUGCUUCCUGGAACACCGUCUGUGUUUUACGGUGAUGAAAUAGGGUUGCACGAAAUCUCAGAUCCCGAAGAAGACAGGAAAGAUAUCAAGCAUCUUCAUCAGCUUACGAUGAUGCCUUGGAGGAACGAGCAAUCGAAAGUUCUACCUUGGAUAUACGGAGGUAACGUUAACGCACUCUACGAUCAAGUGGAGGUGGUGUCUAAAAUGACAGACUUAAGAGGUCGAUCACCUUCAAUUUAUAUGAACUCAGUUUUCAAGCAAGGUGAUAAUAAGGCGAAUGCCGAAGUGAAAUAUGCGGAGAAAGAUUUUCUGGUGGUUCAAAGAUGGUACCCAAGAAGGAAAGCUUACGUGGUUGCUAGUAAUUUGGGCAGUAAUAAGAUAUCUGCCGAUCUGUCCACUUUGUUGUACACUGGACAAGUUGUUGUAGGCCCACGAGCAGACUCCACGUCAGAAACAAUAUCUUUUAAGGAAGUUAAUCUAUGGCCUGGGGAAUCAGUCGUCAUAGUUUUAGAUUAAGUAUAAUUGAAAUAUACAUAGAGAUGCUCUACAAAAAUUAGUUAUUAAUGAGUUGUGUUAUAUUUAUUUUUUAAAAUAAAAUUUUGAAACGUAAAA
Molecule: messenger RNA, 2204 nt
Organism: Sitophilus oryzae (rice weevil)
Lineage: Eukaryota; Metazoa; Arthropoda; Insecta; Coleoptera; Curculionidae
Product: 4F2 cell-surface antigen heavy chain-like
Exons: 4
Coding region: 240-2108 (622 amino acids)
Biological process (GO): carbohydrate metabolic process
Source: RefSeq, a predicted model, not a curated record